AUGUCAAACCGCGCCGGAGUCGACGACCUCGUCUCCCAAAUCGACGCCUACCUUGCUGAGCAACUAGCCUACUCCUCUUCCCCCUCACGCCCCACCUCCCGCGGCACCAUGUUCGUGGACUGGGAGGGCUACGGCGACCCCAUCGUCUCCUACCGCCAUCACCGCCCAGCGCGGCGGCUCUGCCCCCAGCCCCUCCUCGUCGCAGACAUGGGCCUCGAAGUGCGCUACCAGCGCCCUUCGUCCCGCCACGUCGGCGGCGUCUUCGUCGAGGGCUUCGACGCCGAGACAGGCUUCGAGUACGACUACGACGGCCGUGUCAUGCACAUCCACCGCGAUGCGCUACCGCCGUCGCCCACGUAUUCGGACUACUAUGCCAUCGACGCGCGCUCGUAUGAGUCGGACCGGCAGCUGCUGGUCGUGGAUAAGGAGCUGCCGCCGCAGCCGCAUAAGGAGCGCCGCAAGAGGGGCAGGGUGGUCACGUUUAUCCAAAAGCUGCUGAAAAAGCUGGAUGGCAUGGGGUUGAUGAAGCGGCUGACGGCUGAUGGGAAGAAGGCGUCGGCCCGUCCUUCGGCCCGUCCUUCGCGGAGACAGAAGAGCAGAACUCCUGCCCGGCUGAUGCGCAUGGUGCCGCGGACCUGGGUUGCGAGCGGGGUUGGAGAGAUGGAAAGCAUCGAGGGAAGGAAGACAUGGAGCCUGAGUUCUGCUGGCGGAACCACCACGCUCCACGCUUCCUCCUUCUUUUCUCCGUCUACAGGCAGAUCCUCGAGACAUCAUCUAGAGUCUUCGCACCCGGCAACGAAGUUGCAGGCUCUCACUGCCUGCCCUGCCGGCCGGCGGUGCAACGACCUUGGAGCCAGCAAGCAAGCAUCAAGCCACCCACCGUCGCCUCAGAAGCAAGCAGCGAGCAAGGCGCACCACGCGCUCCUCAGCGCCCGAGACGCUGACCAGACGCCGCAGGCCUUGCUCAACGACACAGUAUUCCGGAUCCACAUCUCCGCUCAUACUCUCUCGGCUAUAGUAUCCCCAUCUCCGCCGAUCUACGGGGCGCUCGAAUGGGAGGGGGGGCCGCAUAGUACAGGCGCCACGCACCUCACGGCGUCCGGAUCGAAGCUCCCGUCGGGAUGGAUCAUUCAGAUCUUGAGGUUUUCCUAG
Molecule: messenger RNA, 1152 nt
Organism: Trematosphaeria pertusa
Lineage: Eukaryota; Fungi; Ascomycota; Dothideomycetes; Pleosporales; Trematosphaeriaceae
Exons: 2
Coding region: 1-1152 (383 amino acids)
Source: RefSeq, a predicted model, not a curated record